CAUGUGUAUGCCGUAAAAGAAAGAUGGCGGCGGAUAUUUUGUACACAAUCCACGUUUGUCUUAUUUAUGCUUUUAACGGUUCGGUUUUCUUCUAGUUUUAUCGGCAAUGGUAAUAACUACCGUCGGAAUGUAUCCCUGGAGCUGAACCCUGGUCUGAACUCCUUGCUGACACCGCUGCCCCCUGGUGUUGGCUUGCUCCAUGUGCGGGCGCUCGGCAAAAACAACACACUGCAUUACCUCCUCUGCAGCCAGGGGGCGCCCGCGUUACUACUGGUGCACACAAGCUCCAUUUCAUCCAAGGUGGAGGUAGACUGGCCUGCCUUCCUCAUGCAAAAUACCACAGGCAGCCUGAAAGUGACUCCAGAGAGCAGUGUUCUGUACAGCAACGCACUCGUCUUUACCAGGCUGUGGGAGUAUGACGAUGUCAACGACACAGCUGACCCUGAGCACCUACCCCCCUCCAGCUUUUUCCAGCCCUACGAGCUGCAGAAUUUCACCUGGGGCGACCUGAACAAGACAUUGGACCCCACAGGCCACACCGCCCUGCUUUGUGGAAGAGACGCCAGCGAGAGCUUCAGCAAUGGCUUGCUCUGUCUGAAGUUCUCAGCCUUUGAUUUUGAGGGGCGUGACCAAGGCUGGCCCAGUCUCCUCCACAACGCUAACUCCUCCCAGCUGAGGAUGGGGCUGGACGUCGUGGCCCCGAGGUCCAAUCGCUCCCGCUUUUCCCUAGAGCUACAGGCCGUGGGAGACUCCCAGCCCAUGAGCAGAGUGGACAUGCUCCGGUCAAUAGAUGACGAAUACACACCCUCCAUAUUCAAGGUAUCUCAGUGGGUGUCCUCUCCAGUCAACUCCACCUCCCCUGUUCUUGGCUACGCCCAAUGGAAGCCCGUGGCCUACCGCAGGCCGUCGCCUGUGUUUGAGGAUGCCACUCCCUGCCGGCACUCAACGCCUGUCCCUGUAGCCCAGCUUCCCCCCUCCGGCCUGGUGCGGGCUUAUUUUGGAGGGGAGCACCAGACCACCGGGCUCAACAUGACCUUCAGUAUCACUGGAGACCCAUUCUACAACACCACCUCCUACCUUAGCUGGACUGUGUUGGUGGGACUGGGCUCUCCUCCUGUGGACUUGUUUUCUCCCCUGGUUCUGGUCAUCAUGGUGGUGGGGCUGGGCACACCCAUGCUGAUCAUCCUGCUGGGCGGGGUGUGUGCGUGUGUCCGCAAGAACAGGCCCCAAACGCAGGUUUACGAGCCAAUCCAGGCCAAGCCAGGAUAUGUGUCCCGCCUUUAACCAUUUUCUAGCCAAUGAACAGAGACACCUCUGGGCACAGUUUUUCAAAAGUUUUCUAUCUGGAUUUACCCUAUCGGAUACGAUUAAAUGCAUAGAGAAAGUGUCCGGCAGGUGUCAAUCUUUUUAAAAAUAUGAGGUGCACUGAUACAUGUGGAAUACACCACUUGCACGGAGCUCUGUCUAAUACGGCCAUCCAUUGUUGGCACAAUCAACCAAUAAGUCUUUGACAGAAACUCAUUUCUAACCACUUGCAUAAUUUGGGAAUAGGCUGAAUCAUCCUGUGGACGAGAGUCAAUUAAUGAGUGCGUUUAUUUCUGCUUGUGAAUACAGCAAAUUGUGAAAAUGCUUCUUACUGUAGUUAUACUUUAUUAUUAUAAUUUUUUUAAACUCAUGAUUAAGUACACACUUUCAGUUCUGUGUAAAACAAUAUAUUAUCUUAUCAUUGUUGCUCAACAAACAGUACACGAUGACAUGUUACACUGAAGCUGUCUGUUUGGCACUGCCAAGAUAGGAUAUACUGACCUCACAUGGGUCCUACACUGUCUAAUGAUCGACUCACGCACAUAUAAAUAUCUGACGACAUUAGAAGAGUCAGAAGGGAGCAGGGUUUUUUUUUUCUCAAACCCUGAUCUGAGGUCAGUUUUUAUUGUAAUGGUUUAAUAAUUGGUGAAGAUAAGCUAAUCCUGGAUCUGCACCUGAAGGAGACCCACACCUGGAGCAGUGAGAGGAAAAUAAAUCUCAGGGAAGAACCUUAUAGAAACAAGGUUUGUUGCUUUCUUUCCAAACCCCCUGGAUGUUAGUUAUUCUUUGGGGAAAUGGGAAGCAUAGUUUGGGUCCAUGUGCUCUUCAAAGUAAACUGAAAUGUGAUCAUUCUAAAAUAUGUUUUAGGCUUGUUUUAAAUUAUUGAUUAAUGUUUAUUUGAGAUUCAAUGUGUCAGUUAAAUUAAGUUAGAAAUCGGUAUGGGAUUAGAAAAUGUUUUGUAUGAUCUUGUAAUUAAUGUUACUUUGACACCCAGUGUUGAUUGUUGCCACACAACAUUUUUUUGUCAAACUUCUCCUUUGGAAUGAAUUUAAAACAUGCUUCAUAAUCAGGUUGUAAUCACAGAGUAAAUUACCUUGUGGAGUUUUUACCUGUGCUUUUCUAUUAGGCAACAAUAUGUUACCUUAAUUUCAGAGCUAAAUGCAAAAACACCAGUACCUGAAAUAUUAUUAUGCAAUCUAAUACACAGGUCAUGUUCAUUUUAUUUUGAGGAGACUUUUAAAUGAACUGAAUGGUAAUGUAUUGUCUCAAUCCAUACAAUUGUAUUUUUUUUUAAAGAAGAAAUGGAUAGGCAAGUUAUUUACUGCUCAUUUAUUUUCUUUGUUAAACAAUGUCUGGUACACAAUGUCAUUACAGAAAUGUCAACAUGUUUAAAAAAGCAACAAGGACCUCUAAAUAUAACUGGUUUCUUGGCCACAUUUUAUGUACACAAUAUUGUUUUAGAUUAUAUAUAUAUAUAUAUAUAUUUUUUUUUUCCAUCUCUACAAGAGAUGGGAAAAGGCAGGCUGUUAGAAUGUACAUAAUUGUAUUACAAAAUAUAUUUUUUCUUUACAAAC
Molecule: messenger RNA, 2879 nt
Organism: Oncorhynchus mykiss (rainbow trout)
Lineage: Eukaryota; Metazoa; Chordata; Actinopteri; Salmoniformes; Salmonidae
Source: RefSeq, a predicted model, not a curated record